AGUCUCGCGCGGGAAGAACCGGCACGCGCGGUCGCCCCGGCAGUCCCCAGCCCUCGGCGCUGCGGGUUUCAGCCCCGCCGGGCCGCUCGGUUUCGGCAGACCAUGGGAUCUUGUCGGGGGCGUCGCGGGGGAGCGGCCUGAGGGGAGCGCGCGGCCGCCGUUUCCCUUGCGCGCCUACACGCGCCGCCCGAGGUCCCGCUUGCCAGCCAGCGGGCCCACGUCGCACCUGUCACUCCCCGCCCGGCCGCGUGGGCAGCUUGGGAUUCCCGGGGCCGGGCCCCCAGGCUCCGCGCGCUCACCCCUCAGGUCUUCUCCGGGUUGAGCCACGGCCCAGUUUCUCCGUGCUUCGGGAAACUUUGGGCAGCGAGCGGCCGCAGAAGCAGGUUGCUGAUGAAACGAGUGGUGGCGGCGUAACGUGGACGCAUCUCUCCGGGGUUGAGACCGGGCCGCUCCUGCUGUCGUUCUGCACAGGGAGUUGAGCAGCAGGAGUUUUGAGUUGUGGCCCCUCGGGGACAGGCUGGGGAGCGGGUGGCCUUUGUUCCGACGACCUUAACAGCGGAAAGGAAGAGCUGGUUCCUUCACCAGCCAGCCCAUGUCUCACCCCACAGAAGGUUUUGGAGAGCACUUGUUGAGAUACGUGGAGCCGAGCGCCCACGGAGUGGUGUUCUAGAAGCGGCAGUAACGGGCCUUUAUGACGGUCUGCCCCUCACCAAGCACCUUGCAUAGACAACGGACAAGCCUAAGAUGCUGCAGUUUGUCAGCAAUCAAGUGGGAGAGUUCCCCGACUUGUUCUCAGAGCAGCUGUGCAGCUCCUUCCCGGGCGGCAGUGGAAGUGGCAGCAGCAGUGGCGGCAGCAGCAGUGGCGGGAGCAGUGGUGGCGGAGCCGGGGACCCCUCAAUGCAGCGGUCCUUCAGCCAGGUCCCGUUACCUUCCUUCUCUCCCUCGACCACCUCCCCCCAGGCUCCAGCCCUCCAAGUCAAGGCUCCCCCCACUUCGGUUCCCACGCCGCCCAGGGCGACCCCUGUUCUCCAGCCCCGCCCCCAGCCCCAGCCCCAGCCUCCUGCUCAGCUGCAGCAGCAGACAGUCAUGAUCACCCCGACCUUCAGCACCGCUCCCCAGACGAGGAUCAUCCAGCAGCCUUUGAUAUACCAGAAUGCAGCUACCAGCUUCCAAGUCCUUCAGCCUCAAGUCCAAAGCCUGGUGACGUCCUCCCAGGUGCAGCCGGUCACCAUCCAGCAGCAGGUGCAGACCGUGCAGGCGCAGCGGGUGCUGACGCAGACGGCCAGCGGCACGCUGCAGACCCUCGCCCCGGCCACGGUGCAGACAGUUGCUGCGCCCCAGGUGCAGCAGGUCCCGGUCCUGGUGCAGCCUCAGAUCAUCAAAACCGAUUCCCUUGUUUUGACCACACUGAAGACAGAUGGCAGCCCUGUCAUGGCUGCAGUCCAGAACCCAGCCCUCACUGCCCUCACCACCCCCAUCCAGACGGCUGCCCUUCAAGUACCGACCCUGGUGGGCAGCAAUGGGACCAUUCUGACCACAAUGCCUGUGAUGAUGGGGCAAGAGAAAGUGCCCAUUAAGCAGGUGCCUGGGGGGGUCAAGCAGCUCGAGCCCCCCAAAGAAGGAGAAAGGCGGACGACACACAACAUCAUUGAGAAGCGGUACCGCUCCUCCAUCAAUGACAAAAUCAUUGAGUUGAAGGACCUGGUCAUGGGAACAGAUGCCAAGAUGCACAAGUCUGGUGUUUUGAGGAAGGCCAUUGACUACAUCAAGUAUUUGCAGCAGGUCAAUCAUAAACUGCGCCAGGAGAACAUGGUGCUGAAGCUGGCAAAUCAGAAGAACAAGCUCUUGAAAGGCAUCGACCUGGGCAGCCUGGUGGACAAUGACGUGGACCUGAAGAUUGAUGACUUUAAUCAGAAUGUCCUUCUGAUGUCACCUCCGGCCUCUGACUCAGGGUCCCAGGCGGGCUUCUCCCCCUACUCCAUCGACUCUGAGCCAGGAAGCCCUCUGUUGGAUGAUGCAAAGGUCAAAGACGAGCCAGACUCUCCUCCUGUAGCGCUGGGCAUGGUGGACCGCUCGCGAAUCCUGCUGUGUGUCCUCACCUUCCUGUGCCUCUCCUUCAACCCCCUGACCGCCCUGCUGCAGUGGGGAGGGGCCCACGACGCGGACCCGCACCCACACUCAGGUUCUGGCCGCAGCGUACUGUCGCUUGAGUCAGGUUCUGGGGGCUGGUUUGACUGGAUGGUGCCCACGCUGCUCUUGUGGCUGGUAAAUGGUGUGAUCGUCCUGAGCGUCUUUGUGAAGCUGCUGGUCCACGGGGAGCCAGUGAUCCGGCCACAUUCGCGCUCCUCAGUCACCUUCUGGAGGCACCGGAAGCAGGCAGACCUGGACCUCGCCCGGGGGGAUUUUGCAGCUGCCGCUGCAAACCUGCAAACCUGCCUGUCGGUGCUGGGCCGGGCACUGCCCACCUCCCGCCUGGACCUGGCCUGCAGCCUCUCCUGGAACGUGAUUCGCUACAGCCUGCAGAAGCUGCGCCUGGUACGCUGGCUGCUCAAGAAGGUCUUCCAGCACCGGCGGGCCACCCCAGCCACCUCGGCAGGCUUUGAGGAUGAAGCCAAGAGCAGCGCCCGGGAUGCAGCCCUGGCCUAUCACAGGCUGCACCAGCUGCACAUCACAGGCAAGCUUCCAGUGGGAUCGGCCUGCUCAGACGUACACAUGGCCUUGUGCGCCGUGAACCUGGCUGAAUGUGCCGAGGAGAAGAUCCCGCCCAGCACGCUCGUUGAGAUCCAUCUGACGGCCGCCAUGGGGCUCAAGACCCGGUGCGGAGGCAAGCUGGGCUUCCUGGCCAGCUACUUCCUCAGUCGCGCCCAGAGCCUGUGUGGCCCUGAGCGCAGCGCCGUUCCUGACUCGCUGCGCUGGCUCUGCCACCCCCUGGGCCAGAAGUUCUUCAUGGAGCGGAGCUGGUCGAUGAAGGCAGCUGCCAAGGAGAGUCUGUACUGUGCCCAGAGGAACCCAGCUGACCCCAUAGCCCAGGUGCACCAGGCCUUCUGCAGGAACCUGCUGGAGCGAGCCGUGGAGUCCUUGGUGAAGCCUCAGGCCAAGAAGAAAGCUGGAGACCAGGAGGAGGAGAGCUGUGAAUUCUCCAGUGCUCUGGAGUACCUGAAAUUACUUAAUUCUUUUGUGGACUCUGUGGGGAUCGUGACGCCGCCCUUCUCCAGCAGCUCAGUGCUCAAGUCAGCCCUCGGUCCGGACGUCAUCUGUCGGUGGUGGGCGUCUGCCAUCACCAUGGCCGUCAGCUGGCUCCAGGGAGACGACGCGGCUGUGCGUGCUCACUUUACCGAAGUGGAGCGUGUCCCCAAGGCGCUGGACGUGACAGAGAGCCCUCUCGUGAAGGCUGUCUUCCACACCUGCAGAGCCAUGCACGCCUCGCUCUCCGGGAAGGCGGAUGGGCAGCAGAGUUCCUUCUGCCACUGUGAGAGGGCCAGCGGCCACCUGUGGAGCAGCCUCAAUGUCAGCGGGGCUACCUGUGACCCCACCCUCAACCAUGUGGUCCAGCUGCUGACCUGUGACCUGCUGCUGUCGCUGCGGACAGUGCUCUGGCAAAAGCAGGCAGGGGCCAGCCAGGCCCUGGGUGAGACCUACCACGCAUCAGGUGCUGAGCUGGCUGGCUUCCAGCGGGACCUGGGCAGCCUGCGCAGGCUGGCACAUGGCUUCCGCCCUGCCUACCGCAAGGUGUUUCUGCACGAAGCCACCGUGCGCCUGAUGGCAGGAGCCAGCCCCACCCGCACCCACCAGCUAUUAGAGCACAGCCUGCGACGGCGCACAGCGCAGAGCGCCAAGCACGGAGAGGUGGACGCCUGGCCCGGCCAGCGAGAGCGGGCCACCGCCAUCCUGCUGGCCUGCCGCCACCUUCCCCUCUCCUUCCUCUCCUCCCCGGGCCAGCGGGCAGUGCUGCUGGCCGAGGCCGCCCGCACCCUGGAGAAGGUGGGCGACCGGCGCUCAUGCAACGACUGCCAGCAGAUGAUCGUCAAGCUGGGGGGUGGCACCGCCAUCGCCGCCUCCUGACCACCGGGCUUUGCCCACCUCGGCCCAUCACCUCCCUCUGUCUCUUAGUCUCGCUCUCUCCCUCCUCCUUCUGUCUCUCUCUCCCUCCUCCCUCUGUCCCUCAGGCUCUCUCCCUCCUCCCUCGGUCUCUCAGCCUCUCUCCGUCCUCCCUCUGGGAGCUGUAGGAUGAGCCUUGUCUGCAGAGCUGUCACCUCCCGAGGCUCUGGGACCACCUCAGGCUAGUGGGCCCCUGGGCAGAGCCCUUGAAACUGCUGUGGAUAGAUGCCUGCAGACUGGGGCCAGUGGGCCUGGGCAAGGAAAGACAGGGUGGGGCAGCAGGGGGAGCUCCCAAGCCGCCCAGCCCCACCUCUGGGCCUCCCAGGACGUGCUUCCUCUGAACAUCAACCCUCCCCUCCUUCCCUGUUUUUAUCAGGCUUUCCCUCUGAGGGAUGUAGGGCUCUGGCACCAGAGCACUUCGCCCUUGGCGCUGUGCCCAGCACGCCCCCCUUUUUAUACGAAUGUUUUUAUACCAGUGUGCUUGGGGUUGCCGUGAUGCAGGGCUAAGCUGCUGUGGCAUCCUGCUUCCCUCCCCAGCUCUGCAUCCCCGCCCUCGUGCCUGACAAAGCCAGUUCCUUGUUUUCUCGUGAUUGCACAGGACAGCCAGGGAGGGAGGCGGCCUGGCCCCGGGAGGUGGGUGGGAGGCAGGGGGCAGGCCUGGGCAUGGAUGAAAUAAUGUCGGCAUUAUUUUUUAAUUUUUUAAAAAAUAAAUGGUCUCUUAUUUAAUUGUCCUGUUCCUUCCCACUCCCCCGCCCCCUGGGAUGUCAGCCUGAGCUGGGGGUAGGCCCCCGGGGGCUGGAGGGAUUGGAGGGAUGGAGCCGCCGCUGGGGCUGGGCCAGAGGGCCUUCGGUAUGGCUUCUCAGCUCCCACCUCAACUCCUACCUCCAUUGUCUAUUUUUAUCCCUAAUUCUUGACCUGAAAAUAAGCCAGGGUGGCAGGGACCAGACCCCAAGCCCUCCCUAGUGACAAGCCCCUUUUCGGGAUGGGCACAGUGCUGCCCAAGAUGGGCCCUAGGAAUGAACUCCCCUGCCUUGGGGGGGGGUCCUGGGUGGGAGAGUGGUCCCACUUUCUGGAUCCCCUGGCUUGGUGCCUGCCUGGAGGCCAUUUCUCCUGGGGCCUGAGGACUGCCUGGUCCCCCCAAGCCUGCUGGGAGGCUGCUUGGGCCAGAAAGUGGGCCGGGACCUCAGCACAGACCUGGGGGUUCUCACAGCAGGGGCUCCCUUGGUGCCAAGUGCAGGCGGGAACAGUUGCCUUGGACCUGGCCCCCUCUCCUCUCCUCUCCAUCCCCCACCCACCAGGUGAGCCAGCCCCUGUGUCACGUGUACAUACUGUGCCUUUUCUCGUUAUUGUUUAGGGGUGGGGGGGUGGUUUUUUCACUGGAAAGGGGGAUACGCCUAUGGCUUCCUUGAUGUGGAAUCAUUCACUGUGUCCUGGAUGUGGGUUAUUCAAUAAACACAGAUCGGUACCACCCAGUA
Molecule: messenger RNA, 5573 nt
Organism: Sus scrofa (pig)
Lineage: Eukaryota; Metazoa; Chordata; Mammalia; Artiodactyla; Suidae
Gene: SREBF2
Product: sterol regulatory element binding transcription factor 2
Biological process (GO): positive regulation of cholesterol storage; positive regulation of transcription by RNA polymerase II
Cellular component (GO): nucleus
Molecular function (GO): RNA polymerase II cis-regulatory region sequence-specific DNA binding; DNA-binding transcription factor activity, RNA polymerase II-specific; protein dimerization activity
Source: RefSeq, a predicted model, not a curated record